Messenger RNA from Cuculus canorus (common cuckoo), 4021 nucleotides. It is a transcript of the gene PAIP1, whose product is annotated as poly(A) binding protein interacting protein 1. The record is from RefSeq and is a predicted model, not a curated record. Gene Ontology annotation, molecular function: RNA binding; protein binding; translation activator activity. The transcript has 12 exons. The coding region runs from base 720 to 1931 and encodes 403 amino acids. Lineage: Eukaryota; Metazoa; Chordata; Aves; Cuculiformes; Cuculidae. Gene Ontology annotation, biological process: regulation of translational initiation.
UGGUUCGUAUGUUUAAUUGCCUUGUAAUGUAAAUCUGUCUUGGAUCAAGGGAUAACGUGCUGCCGCCUCCAGACGUGGGUAAAUAACCUGAAGGGAUAAACACUCUCUUAGAGUUGCAAGAAUUUAUUGAUGCGCUUAAAUGUCUUGUAAGAUGUAGUCGUUUAUUAGGUCAAGAGAGAACCUGUCUUAGGGCUGCAAGAAUUUAUUGAUGUGCUUAAUUAACUGGUGAGAUGUAGCCGUCUUGGGGUCAGGAGAUAACCUGAAGGGAGUCUCCAGGCGUGGUCGGAUAAACCUUAAGAAAAUAAAUGUUGUUUGGGGACUUAAAUGGUUCUUUGUCUAAAGUGAGUGUAUAUACCCACUGCUUUUGUAAGGUGGGAUGUCUUUUUUACAGGGGCAUCCGAUUCAGCGCUGGAUUGUGAAAUAAAAUAUUAUUGCCUUUGCUUACCAGACUUUGCGCUUUUGAAUAUUUUAACAGUUUCUCACACAGGGACUGGACAGAUGGAUAUCAGGACACAGGGAUCUGGAGGUGGGACAUAGGGACACAGGACACCUUGCUGUCUAGGGCACAGAGCCCGGGCAGCUAAAUGCCUCCUGAUGUCUCCCCCUGUCACAGCCUCCCUGCGCAGUACAAGGUGUGUACAUUGGGAAGGAGAAAUUGGGUUCCCAAGCAAACACAACUGCUCUCAUGCUAACUUCAGUAGUGCAUCUGUAACAAAAAGAUGGAUCUGGGAUCACAAUCCAGUCUAAACAAACGCCAUCAGCAGAGGGGAAUGCCGUCUGGAUCACAAGAUAAAGUUUCAGUCCCUGAUUCUGGACCAGAAAUGUCUGAACCUCAGGUGUCUGUGGCUGCUGUGGUAACAUCAAAGUUGUCUGUGCAAGCAGCUGAGUUUUAUCCGUCAGGAUACAACCCAAACUUCAAUCAGAACUUCGCAGAUUGUUCCUUUGAAGAUGGCUAUCUGACCUUGGCAGAAUAUGUACAAGACUUCCUGAAUCACCUCACCGAGCAACCAGGUUGUUUUGAAACUGAAAUAGAGCAGUUUGCCGAAACGCUGAAUUGCUGGGUCACUGCAGAUGAAGCUUUGCGAGAACUGGUUGAACUCAUCUACCAGCAGGCCACAUCUGUCCCAAAUUUUUCCUACAUGGGAGCACGGUUGUGUAACUAUCUAUCCCACCAUUUAACCAUUAGUCCACAAAGUGGGAACUUCCGACAGUUGUUACUUCAAAGGUGUCGAACAGAGUAUGAAAACAGGAAUCAAGCUACCAAAGGAGAUGAGAUUACUCGAAAACAAUUUCAUGCCUUUGUGCUGUUCUUAGCUGAACUUUACCUUAACUUAGAGAUUAAAGGAACAAAGGGACAAGUAACACGAGCAGAAAUUCUUCAAGAAGGCCUUCGGGAACUACUGAAUGCUCUGUUCUCUAAUCCUGUGGACAGUAAUUUGAUAUGUGCAGUGAAACUGCUGAAGUUGACAGGCUCAGUUUUAGAAGAUGCAUGGAAGGAAAAAGGAAAGAAUGAUAUGGAGGAAAUGAUUCAGAGAAUUGAAAAUGUUGUGUUGGAUGCAAACUGUAGCAGAGAUGUGAAACACAUGCUUCUGAAACUAGUAGAAUUGCGAUCAAGUAACUGGGGUAGAGUUUAUGGAACUUCUUCACAUACAGAAGCUACCCCUGAAAAUGACCCAAAUUAUUUUAUGAAUGAGCCAACGUUUUACACUCCUGAUGGUGUUCCUUUCACUGCAGCAGAUCCAGAUUACCAAGAAAAAUACCAAGAGCUGCUUGAAAGGGAGGAUUUGUUUCCAGAUUAUGAAGAAAAUGGAACAGAUUUAUCAGGACCUGGAGAUCCGUAUUUUGAUGACAUUGAUGAUGAGAUGGAUCCAGAAAUUGAGGAAGCGUAUGAAAAAUUCUGUCUAGAAUCCGAACAUACGAGAAAACAGUGAGAUGUUACACAUUAAUGUUAGUUUAUUAAGCCAGUUUAGGUACGGUUAGAAUACAGGGGGACACAAAACAUUUGUACCAAAAUAAGGAACUUGAGUUUCUCCAAGUACUAAAGUUAUACAAUUUCCAUUUUGUUUAACAGAAUCUGCCAAAAAUUGUAAACUUAUGCCCUGUAACUUAAAAUGUUGUGUAUAUAUCAUAGUUUAUUUUAUGUACAGGUAUAUGAACAAUGUUUUGGCUGCAAUAAAAAUGUUCUAAAACUUAUCAUAAUUGAAAUUAAAAUUUAAUGUGUAACUGUCUAUGAAAUUUCCCUUGAAGGGAGAAAGGGGAUUAAUAACUCUGAUCUAAAUUUUAAUUGCUUGCUUGCUUGUUUUGGUGUAUAUUGGAUUUACUCGUCCUUUUAACCAUAUAUAAGGUAUUUGGGGAUAUUGGGGAAAAGGGCGUUCCUAAGGAGAGUAUGAUCCAAAUAUGAUUUUUUUUUUUUUGUAGAUCACAAGCAUAAAGUGGUUUGUGAAAGUUUCGUUUUGUGUGAGGGUUUUUUUGUUUCACUUUAUUUUUCUUCUUCCAAAAUCCUUACUAGUGAGGUCUCGCCUUUUUUUCCUCAACUAUACAUUUUAUAUGUUCUGUGAAAAAGCAAGCAGUAUUUUUGAAGUCAGGUGCUUUUGAGAUCUUUGGUUCAGAUAAGCUUCUAUUUAACUUUUACAAACAAAAACUAUCCUUUAAUUUGUUGUGUUCUUCAAGUCUAUAUAAUUGUUUUAACCCAUGCUUCUCAAGAGCAUGUGCAGUGCUUGGUAUUUUUUUCUUUUUAAUGUAUCUAACAUGUCUAACCUUCCAGCAACCCUUGUAUCUUUCUCCAUCCUUCUAAUUUUAUGUAGUUUGAUUUUAUUUUUUUAGUUUAAAUAAAGUCAUAUAUUUCAUAAAUGGUAACAUCCUGAAGCAAACUGUUCUUUUUUGGCCCCAUAUAAUCAUGUUUGUUUUCGUAGGAUACUCCGUUGUUGCCAAACUGAGUUAUACUGCUCUCUGUUAUGUUACUGGUUAGACUGAAUAGAACCCUUUACCAAAAACAAACUUUAAUUAAUUUCCCAAAAGUUACCUACUGUAAAGAACACAUGUUGUAAAUAUGCAUGUAAAUAAUUCUGUUAAUAUUUCACUGUUAUUAGUUUGGUUAAAUAACUUGUGCAUCUGCUAACAAAGUGAUCAUUGACUGUUUUUCUGAAUGUUUAUUUAACAUGCUUAUUAGGUUGGAGUUUUGGAAAAAUAAAAUUUCACUAGCUUUGUUUCCUUUGGUGUAAUUUCCCUACUUUGUCUUUUUGCUUUAAAAAAAAAGUACUUUGGGAGGGCUGCUUCUGUCUCCCUGUCAACUAACACUCCUUGUUUUCUUUGAACUACACAGUCACAGAGAGUGUUGUCUUUUAAAAUUCACUGGAAAACAAAACAUAUCAAAGGGGAGUAUGGUCAUAAGAACUACAUUGGCAUUUCAAAGUUUCCAGGCUAAAAUCCAGAAAGUAGAAAAUUGAAAAUUGGAUCAGAUUAUUUUCACAGACACAUUCUUCAAUGUUGAGCGUUUUUUUUUUUUUCAUACGGAGCUUUUAAUUCAAAUACAGGAUUCCUGCUGACUUUGUAUGUAUCUUGUGGAAAACCUAUUUACUGAAAAUUUAAAGUCUGAAGGAACAAGUAUCUAUAUGCAUUAUAGUAAACUAAUAGUGCCUGCACAGCAAUCCCCUUUACAUGUUUUAGUUUUGCAUCUUGUAGUGUGUCUUUUCUUCUGUGAAGUCACUGUUGGACUCCAGAUAUGUACUGUGUCAGCUUGUGGAGAAUUGUCUGUCUUAGGUGUAGGUAAGAAAUAUGCAAGUUAUCCUGUACAAAAAUAUCGGGAACAAGGGAUUGUAUACAUGAAGCUCAAGGUUUGCCAAAUAACUUUUGUGUUCCACCAGAAACACUGAGAAGUGAGAUUUUUUUUUUUGAAGUAGUGAAGAAGUUCGUGGUCUCGGUACAUAGAAAAAUUUGUUAGAGCUUUAAUGCAGUAAAGGAGAGAUUUCUAACUGUCUACUGCAUUAAGAAGACAGAAUAAACUUUGCCAUCAACACUUCAA